AUGCUAAUCCCCGUUCGACUGCUACUACUCCAACAUUUUUUCGCGCUUUUGCAGCUUGCAGUUGCGGACUUGAGCGUCGCAAAACCAAUCGGUGGGUCUGAAUACUCCGUCUCGUCAAAUACCGUCUCCAUCGAGGUUGAAUGGACAGACGUUGGCCGCUCGCCAGAAUUGGAUACGGUAACGCAAUACGUGUUUACUCUCUGCACUGGGUCCAACAGUAAAAUCCAAGCCAUCUCCACUUUAGCUACGGUACCAGCAACUGAGAUCACAGGAAACCGCUACACGGUGUCCAUCGACCGCGAAGCAGGAGCCAGUGGCUCCUACUUUCUCCAAGUCGUGGCUGUGUCUCCCGAGUGGAUUGCUAUUCAUUAUUCCAAUAGAUUCACGAUUACUGGUAUGCAAGGAAACAAACCGGCCCCAUCCGUUAAUGAUCCACAGGGUCCUUCACCAGAAACCAUGAAAAUAGGACCAAAUGGGGGCCCACCACCAAUAGAUUCGGCCUCCUUCUCUAUCCCAUAUGCGUCGCAAACAGGUUCCUAUCGCUUUGCGCCUAUGCAAACUCAGCCAGGUUCGGUGGUUACCGCAACCGCUUGGACUAGACAGAAUCCUACCAGUACCUGUAGCUUCUAUGCUACCAAUACAGCUACACCUGAAUGGUACACGACCAUCACCGCAGGUUGGGACUAUACCAUCCUGACUCGAAUGAAUGAUGUUCAUCCGAGGCCGUUGCCCGAACACAAUGGCGGGUGGUAUAAACCUGCAGAAAAAAUGACCUUGACGACAAGAAAAGUAAAUAGAUACCAACAAUGA
Molecule: messenger RNA, 810 nt
Organism: Lachancea nothofagi CBS 11611
Lineage: Eukaryota; Fungi; Ascomycota; Saccharomycetes; Saccharomycetales; Saccharomycetaceae
Source: the annotation of a GenBank genome assembly